UCCAAAACGGCUGUAUGUUCCUGCAUUGACGUCAAAAAGGAGCGGGCUGGAAGUAUAAAACCCUGCAGACCUCUGGAGUCGCAGCUCACAGGACUUUCCAGAAUCAGACCAGACAUCUGAAAAGUUCAGCUGCAUCAACUGAAGAAAAACAUGACAAUGAAGCCUGCCCCCCUCCUGCUGCUCCUCUCCUCGGUCCUCCUCUCAUCACACCUCCGCCCCGCCGCCGGCAGACCGCACUCUCUCCCCGGCUGGCUGGAUGGCAGCAGCCGCCUCCAGACGCAGCAGAUGGACGAUGUUCUCCUCAGAGCGGCCACGGACAGCGCCGCCUCGGAUCUGGUGGGCGAUAAACUGCUGAGGCUCUUCCAGUGGAGGAACCCGGACCGCCUCCACCUGCUGCAGCCCAAAGUUCACGGCGAGGAGGACGAGGUUCUGAGGACCGCGGCGCAGCUGUUAAAGCGCAGCGAAGAGCCGCCGCUCUCCAUCGACCUGACCUUCCACCUGCUGAGGAAUAUGAUCCAGAUGGCCAAGAUGGAGAUCCAGCGGGAGCAGGCUCAGCUCAACCGCAAGGUGCUCGACGAGGUGGGGAAGUGAAGCUUGUAGAGGAUGCCUGCUUACAGUAUCCAAGACGUCUGAGAUUAGUUCGGUUCCUGCACCUGCCUUCCCACUGACCAUAUUUUACGCACACAUGGUGCCAUUUUACGCAUCGCGUCAAUAACGUGUUUUUGUUUUAUUAAAAUAUAUUGAUGGAAAAUAUGGAAAAGGACUUCUCAGAUCCCCUCAUUCCUAUCCUCACCUUUCAAGCACUCAAUCCCCUAAACUGGACGGUAGCGGAUCUGCUUAAAGUGGAAACCGUCCAACGUCCUCCUGCCGUUUUGAACAUCGUCUCAGUUGGAAAUCAGAUGUUCUUUUCAUCCAUGCCUAAAACAGCGGAUUGAUGAAUGAUUGUGUGAAUAACACCAGAAAUAGUUCUGAGCUACAGAAAAGAAUUUGGCAGUUUGUAUCCCAAGACAGAUCCAGUUUUCUGCUCAGCAGACUGAAUGUCCAAAAUGGGCUGGGAAAGAUUCAUAUUUAAAGAUUUGUGUCAACAAUUUACUAAUUGAGAUUGUCGAGGAAAACCCACAAAACUUGUAACUUUUUCUUAUAAAUAUACUAAUGGUUUUAACUCGUCUAAAAUGAAAUGAUUAUUGAUCUGAUUAUUUCAAAGUAACCCAUUGAGUUCGAUGAAUCUCUCAGACACAUAACUUUUCUGUAGAAUAAAGAAGAUAAUCUGUUUUUUUGUGAUGGAGAAAGAACUGAAUCCCUCUGCUUUGUCUUUGGUUAUGUACUGUUAGUUUCAUGAUCAUUUUCGCUCAUGUUCUCUGUAAAUUUUGGUUUUUAUUUGAGGAGGAGCGCAUUCAUCUGUACAUUACAAAUUGUAGCAUGUAAGCUAAAAAAGAACAAAAAAAAUCUGACUUUCAUUCAUGUCUGUCACAUUUGUUUUAGCAACACAAUUUUAAAAAAGCUUUUUGCCAUUUAUAUUUUGUAAUAAAAAAGAUUAGAGUAAGAUUUCGCCUUUUGGCUUUUCUUGUGCUGGUUAAUAUUUAUUAAAUAUUUUAUUUUUAUUUUAUUUUGGUAUUGCACUGUGAUUUUUGAAGAGUAGGUUGUAAUUCUGGUAAAACAAUCCAAGAUUAUCUUCAUUAACAAGAAAAAUAUUUAUAUUUAGGUCAAAAUAUGUUCCUGAAACUGAACUAAUUGCAUCAGUUGUUGGGCAGAUUAAAUCAAACACCAAAUUUUCCCAGUUCAAAAUCAUUUGAAUUUAAUCCACUUUUCAUAAAUACUCUGCAGCAGAAUCAUGGUGGUGAAAAUAUACUGAUAUUUUAAAGUACAAUUUUCUUUUCUAUUGUCUUAAUUAGAAUAGAUCAGGAGUAAAAACAAAAAUGAGCUGCAAAAGGAGCAUCUGCACUGCUCAUUCAAUUACAAAAGUGUCACAUCACAGUUGGGUUUGCAGCUGUUAAUGUUUAAUGCAUUGCAUUUUAGGUGUUUUACACAAUUUUGUGCAUGUUCUGAAUGUAAUAUUUUGUGUGCAUAUGUGUCCUGUUUGUGUUUAAUUAUGUCUCCCGUUUCUGCCUGUUUUGCUUAUUUUGUUGUUGUGUUGCCUAUGUUUGUAGGCACAUCCAGAUAUUGUUAUUUUCCAAACAUUUUGGAACUUAAACAAAAGUAAAACUGUGAAAUUAGUGCAGCGGAUUAGCUGGAGAGAAACUAAUAAACUACAGAGAAAUGUGUCAUCGCUCUCAUGUCAUCUUCGUCUCAUCAUGUUGACAAGUGUCUUGCUGAAGAUCCAUGAAGUCUCAUGAAGAGUGCCAGCUGAUGGAGUCAUGGUUGAGUUUUUGAAAACAAACGAUAAGAGGAGAGAUGAAAACAAACGCAGACGGCAAAUUGGCCUCCAGGCUCCUGUAACUCAGUUCAAACUAUGGAUGUGUGAUGGAUUGUUCCUCUUCAUCCUUGUGUGAGUGUGUGUGCGUAUAUAUUUUUAAGAGGACUGAUUAUAAUAUAAUAAAUACAUUAUCAUCUUUGCA
Molecule: messenger RNA, 2555 nt
Organism: Girardinichthys multiradiatus
Lineage: Eukaryota; Metazoa; Chordata; Actinopteri; Cyprinodontiformes; Goodeidae
Gene: ucn1
Product: urotensin 1
Exons: 2
Coding region: 151-591 (146 amino acids)
Cellular component (GO): extracellular region
Molecular function (GO): hormone activity
Source: RefSeq, a predicted model, not a curated record